AUGUCGCUUAGGGCAGACGCAUCGCGGGCGACAUCGUUGCCAUCAGCAUUGGAGCACACCUUAGCUGCUGAUGGAGAAAUACCAGAGGGGGGUUCUGCAUUGGUUGUGGGUUCAUGUAACAUCCAACAAGUUUCUGAUCCUUUGCAUGGGAGUGAGGAGCUUGACAACGGUUUCAAUAGCCUGCUCAAUCAACAGGAGUGUCUUGAAGGUACUCAUGUGUUGCGGGCCACUGCGCUGGACUCAGAUGAUGGCUUGGAUUCUCAGCAAGCUGAUUUGUUUGGUGAUCAGUUCAGUUGUGAGCUUGAUGGAUGGGAACCAGUAGGUGAUGCUGAUGACAGUCAACUAGACAAAGGUUUGUCUGCCCCGCAGCUAGAUGAAGGUGUCGACUGGCUUCUGCACUUGAAUGAAGGCAAUGCGUUGAGCCUGGACCUUUGCACUGAACGUUUGGGGCCUGAUGUGCAACCAGCAUCUGAGCCUGUCAAUCCAGCAUUACCUGGUUUUGGGGUUGAUCACAGCAGAUGGGCAUUGGAAGCAAACUCUCCAAAAUUUUUCUGGGAGACUGAUCCUUUUCUGAGUGACGUGUUUGGGCAGUGCAGCAAUCGUGGUCCAGACCUCAAACGUCCAGCUGUCGACAUUGACUUGACUGACAUGGUUCAGUACGAUGUGAUGUCAUUACUGCAGAAGCCUAAGCAAACAAGGGUAGCUGGGUUGUGCGAGCAAGUCAUUAGACAUGUCGAGAUGAGGGAAGAAGCUGACAAGAGACAAAGUGUUGUCUCCAAUUGGACAAGUCUUGUGUGCAUUAGCUUGGACGCCUUUUCAGUUGGUGAUGCAAUUUUGGCGGCGGGUACCCAAGUAACCCACGUGGACGUUGAGCACAGCCUUAGAGCUUGCUUUGCCAGGAAGGCAACCUCAACUUUGUCGAAGAGGUUCUAUGCACUGAAUAGAUUUGUGAACUUUUGUGGACAGCGUGGUUUACAGUUUUUUCCGCUGAGAGAGCACGUUAUUUUCACGUACCUCCAGCACAUGCUGAAGGAUGAAAACACUGCAGCAAGUGCGGGCAGGUCAUUUUUGGAAGCCUGUAGGUUUGCAAAAGGAGUUUUGGGUUUGCGUGGUGACCUGGCUGAGCUUGGCACAGCUAGGGUGGACGGAGUCGCCACUGAACUCAGCACGCGUGCAGGGCCCAUUGCGCAAGCAACGCCGCUGCUGGUAUCUCAGGUGAUUACUCUGGAAAAGCUGGUGGCUACCACACCAGACUUGAAAGACAGAGUGCUCUUUGGUGCGAUGCUCAUCCUGCUGUAUGGUUGUGGACGUUUUUCAGAUGGACAAAGGGCCGUCAACAUGAUAUUGGACGCUGAUGUGGCCAGCAUUGACCCUGAUUCACUGGAGUGCCCAGGGUACCUUGAGCUUCAAGUUCUUGGCAACAAGGGGGCCAGAAGUGAAGUUUUGCGGCGUACGUUCUUGCCGUUGGUGGCCCCCAUCUACUCGCUGGGAAGCCAUGACUGGUUCAGGGCGUGGCUACAAGCACGUGAAGCACUGGGAUUAGAGACAGGAGGCAGGUUGACUGUCCCAUUGCUCUGCCGCUUUGGCGUUGAUGGGAAGCCUCUACAGCAGGAGAUCACAUCAUCGGAAUGUGGCCAGUUGCUGCGUGAAGCUUUGAGGGUUGGACAUGACAAGGGCUGUGGGGUGAAGUCCCAUAGCCUGAAGGCUACUGCCCUGUCGUGGGCUGGGAAGCAUGGCUUGGAUCUUGAAACUAGGUACACCUAUUUUGCUGGCAAGCCCGUGAAGGGCGUGGCGAUGUGCGAGCACUGCAUGGGAAGCAGGGCGAUGUACGACAAUGAUAUCAGAUGCUUCAAUCACUUGGCCUUUGCAGUGAAUGGCCAGCCUGGUCAGUUGGAUGGAGAGCGGUUUCAGAACUUGGUCGAUAUGAUAUGCCCAAGGGGCGCUAGCAUUGGGGUCCAAGCUGGAUUAAAGCAGUUGGCCUAUGAGGCCUUGACGGUUGCAGUAGCCGCAAUCAAGCAGAGAGUUGAGACACCUGAUGAUACAGCCAGGAAACUCCCUGCUCAAGAAAAGGACAUGAGGCUCAGAACAAUGAGGAGCAAGAUCAGCGGCUUUGAAAUCACAGGUGAUUACGAGCCUGGGCAUUGUGUGAUUGAUGCUUUUGCUGCAAUGUUAGACGAGGGUGCGCUGAGGCAUUUCCCUUUGAGCCGAUGUGUGAGUCGUGAACUUGAGCUGCUGUCAGUCAAAACUGAUAAACAGGUCGUUUUGCUUGAGGGGCAUCAGCUGCAGGUGAAGGCAAAAUCGGACGAACUGACGUCUGAGUUGGGCAAUGAGCUUCGUGUCCAUCAGGCGAUGAUCAGACGCGGCUUAGCGUUGGAAAUGAGCAAUUUGGCUACGUACGCAACACAUGAGAAGGUGAUGCGCCACUUCAUGGGCCACUUGAAUAAGCCUGCACCGCCAGGCUACAAGGCGGCAUCCAUUGACGCCAUUUUGAGGGCAGACAAGGAGCUAUGGACGCGAGUCGCUGAUCAAGUGAGAUCUGAGCUGAGGGCUGACAAAAAUGGGACACUGCCUGUGGAUGUGGCUUUGGAGCAACUUCAUACUUCAGCGUCAGUGGCCUUCCACCUGCUUCCAUUGCCCCUUGCAGCUGGUGGCAAUGCAAGCGCAAAAAGAAAGAUAAGUGAGGAGGACGAUGGACCGCAGAAGAAGCAGCCAAAGGCAGCGGUCAAAGGAAUCCCAAUUUUGCAGAUUGACUUGAAUUCACCAGCACAGUGCAAGAUUUUUGAGGAGCUUUUGACGCAAGGGAGCAUGAAACACCCCAUGGGCUUACCAGGUCUGCCUUUUGUGUCUCGCGAGAGGGAACUUUUGCAGUUGCAACGCGUCUGUGACGAUAAUCAUGACCACGACGCUUGGGGUGUAACAAAAGACGGUACCUUCGCCACGGCCCAAGAGUGUGCCUAUGACCCUGUUUUAUGUGCAAAUUGGGCCAACGCCAUAGCCGAGUAUGCCCAGCGCUUAGGGUACCAUGCACCCCCUGCCACUCUUGAUGCGGUGGAUGCUGGGCACCUACAUGUCAAAGACGUGGCAAACCGAGCCAUCACUGGCAGUUUGCCUCGAGGAAACAAAAUGCCACCUCUGCUGACUGACUUUUUACGCACAGAAGUUGUCAAUUUGGAAAAUUUUCCGUUUUUGAGACAAGUGCAGCCCGGCUCCAGGUUGCCAGACAACCCACACUUUUCCAAAGGCGCUCGGCUGCUCCGGUUUUUGAAUGAUCAGAAGGGGGUUGAAAUUGGCCUGCCCAUUGAGCCGAUGGAGUACAUCAAACGAGCUUGCAGUUUGGUGCACCCCAACAUGCAGCCUGUCAAGCUGCCAGAAGGUAUGGAAAGAGCCAUCGCCUUGCAUGGGUGCGACUCUGCAGUUGAGCUUCGGCGGGUUCGCAUAGCUUGGACCAAAUCUAUGAUUGAGUUGUACAAUCAGUCCAAGGCCGCUGAGGAGAGGAUCAGUUUGGAAAGGCCAGACCAUUUGAGGUCGGUUCUGAAGGGCAAGCGUUUUGAACUUAUGCGACUCUCCUUGGAAGCGGUGGGGUACCCUGAUGCCUCAAUUGCCAAGGAGGCUUCGGAUGGGCUGCCAUUGGUGGGCUGGAUGAAACAGUCUGACAUGUUUGCGACGUUGGCAGAAGUGGAUGGCGGGACCUUGGAAGGCCCUUUUUCAGUGGAUGCCUUGCCCCCUGGCCAUGUCGUAUCCCCCAGAUUUGGCUUGCGUCAGGGGUCUAAGACACGACCGAUUGACAAUUUGACUGCCUCUGGUAUCAACGCUACAGUUGGGUUGCCCGAGCGCUUGCAGGUCGACACCAUCGAUGAGGUGGCUGGCUUGAUAAAGCGGUUCAUGCAAGUGCACGGGCCUGAGUGCAAGUUGGUAGGCCGCACUUAUGAUUUGCGGAAGGCCUACCGCCAGCUCGGCGUGAGUAGUGACCAUUACAGGUUCUCUUGGAUAGCAGCCUGGUCGCCUAUUGAUGGCUGUGUGAAGCUCUUCCGCAUGAGAGGUCUCCCUUUCGGGGGAACGGCAUCCGUUGCGUCUUUCCUCCGAGUGUCUCGUGCGCUCAAAGAGCUGGGCAUCAGGGGUGCGGCUCUGCUAUGGAGUUCCUUUUUCGACGACUUCAUAUGCAUAGCAAGGCCUGAAGAUGCUGACAGUGCCCAUAUGACUGUCAAGUUUUUGUUCCAGAGCCUUGGGUGGGUGCUGUCGGAGGACCCGGAGAAGGACAAAGGCUUUGCACCGAUUUUUACAGCUUUGGGUGUGGAGUUUGACUUGAGCAAGACUCACGAAGGUGUCCUCAGGAUUGGCAACACGCAAAAACGGCGUGAUGAGUUGGCCACCAUGGUGCAGGGCUUUCUUGAUGCUGACCGGCUAACCUGUGCUGAGUCGGAGAGCUUAAGGUCGAGGUUGACAUUUGCUGAAGGCCAGGUCUUUGGCAGGAGUGCUAAGCUUGCUUUAAGGGCUGUGGGAAGUCCAGUGAGAACUGGGUGUGACUGCUCCCCAUUGUCUGAGGAGGUGCUAUUUGGCUUGAGUUGGAUGAUGGACAGAAUUGUUCAUGCGCCGCCGCGCGUGGUCACAACUGCGUCGGAACCUCCUCUUCUGCUGUUCAUUGAUGGGGCUUGUGAGCCGGCAGACACCACCGGUGACACCAUGACCACUUCAGUCGGUGCAAUCCUGAUUGACGCUCAGGGUCAGGGCAUGCAAUUCUUUGGCCUCCAGCUACCUGAUGAGAUAGUGGAGGAGUGGGCAUGUGGCGGUCGACGUCAGCUUGUGUUUGAAGCUGAGGUUCUCCCAUACCUUUUGGCGCUUGCAUGUUGGAGCAAAUUGAUGGAGAAGCGCCAAGUGCUUAUCUUUGUUGAUAAUGAUGGUGCGCGGCAUAGCUGGAUUAAAGGCAGUGCAGAUUCAGUGCACGCUAUGAGGAUGAUCCACAAAGGGACGCUUCUUGAAGCUCAGCUGGAAGUCCAGCCCUAUUUUUGUCGUGUGCCAACAAUGAGCAACAUUGCAGAUGGCCCAUCCAGACUGGAUUUUCGGAUGUGCUUUGUGCUUGGAGCCGAAGAGUUCAAAGUGCCUCUGGAUAUCCUUCGCAAAUGUGCGAUUGGACAACAUGUGAUGAAUGUAUAG
Molecule: messenger RNA, 5151 nt
Organism: Cladocopium goreaui
Lineage: Eukaryota; Dinophyceae; Suessiales; Symbiodiniaceae
Source: the annotation of a GenBank genome assembly